AUGCUGCAUGAAUUUAUUCAUUGAAAAAAUGAAUCAGACAUUAAAGAACUGCGAGAUAUAGUUCUACAGAUUUAAUUGUCUCUAUCAUUGCAGUUCAUUCUAUUUCUGCAGAUUUAUUUGUCUCUUUAUCUUGUGGAGGUAACUGUACGUCCCCAGUGGGAGAUAUAGUUCAUAAUGUCACGAAUCAUUGAACUGGGGGUUGAGCGGUGGGGAGAGUACUGUAUAUAUGACGGAUGGUAGGUUAGAAACCAAGGUAACCAGACUCAAACACAGAAACAGAAGUGGGUCUUAAUUUUCUAGAAUAAGAAAUUAACACAAUUAGGUGAAGUUUGUUUUUCUCGAAUAAAUUUUAUAUCGUUAUCUAGAGGCUCCACUAAAACAAAGAAUACAAACAGCGGAUCAUAAUUUGAUAGCAUAAUCCCAGUCUUGUGAAGAAGAGUGAUAUUGACGGUUCACAAUUGGGUCUCAAUAUGAAGAAGAGUACGCUGACAUUUUAAGGGAAAAUAUCAGAAUAAGAAAUAAGGCAUGUAUAGUUGUGAUGCUCAAAACCACAUAAAACAAGUCACAGGAUCUAGAUAUUGGUCUUCUAUCACUCUUUCGUCUACAUUUUCCAUUAUAUAAAUUUCUUAUUCUGCAUGGUGACGGAAGUGAGAGAUCCACGUCGAUUAUAAAUAAAUUAAGCACUAGAACACAGGAAACGAUCUUAUAACAAUCUAAAUUUGCUAAAAUAGACAUUGAGAACUCAGUUUGUAGUUUACGGUUCAAACUUCUCAGACUGGACUCAUUCUCAAACAAUCUUCACUGCCAUUCAGGAUCUGCUUCCGUCCGAAUUUAAAAAGAGAAUUGAAAUCGUCAAACUACGAAGAGGAGCAAGGGUAGGACAAUGAGUACCGAUAUCUAAGAUACCUGUGAGAGCGAGGAAGGAAACAAAUAUGAUGACGGGCCAUGCAUGCACGGGAUCCCGGUCCUCGGGCAAGUACUCGUUCAAGAACCCCAAACGAGCGGCCGCAAAAACGCAGGCGCUCCUCAUAUUCCUCCCGACGUGGGAAUCCUCCAUCCCCUCCAAAGUCUGCAGCGCGAUGUCUUUGCAACUCCUCCCCAACUCCACCAGCAGCUCCCCCGACGCCUUAA
This is a messenger RNA of Spirodela intermedia, 1131 nucleotides long. The record is from the annotation of a GenBank genome assembly. Lineage: Eukaryota; Viridiplantae; Streptophyta; Magnoliopsida; Alismatales; Araceae.